CUGAUGAAACAAUAGAUUAUGUUUCGAUCGCCGAGCAAAAACAUCCGGAUCACAUGUAUACAAGCAAACCAAUUAACACGCGGGAAAUUGAUCAAAAGUUGUCGGAAAUGGAAUUUGGUAGCAAAAAGAUAGAUAGCGUGGAAAUUUCAAAAAUAUGUGAUUUUUAG
Molecule: messenger RNA, 167 nt
Organism: Racocetra persica
Lineage: Eukaryota; Fungi; Glomeromycota; Glomeromycetes; Diversisporales; Gigasporaceae
Source: the annotation of a GenBank genome assembly